Messenger RNA from Patiria miniata (bat star), 3582 nucleotides. Its product is annotated as organic cation transporter protein-like. Gene Ontology annotation, molecular function: transmembrane transporter activity. Gene Ontology annotation, cellular component: membrane. Gene Ontology annotation, biological process: transmembrane transport. Bases 140 to 1861 code for a protein of 573 amino acids. The transcript has 2 exons. The record is from RefSeq and is a predicted model, not a curated record. NCBI's taxonomy places the organism in Eukaryota, Metazoa, Echinodermata, Asteroidea, Valvatida, Asterinidae.
UCCUAUUCACAGAUUGGAUUCAUGGGUUAAAAGGGCAGUAGUUCAUUUUGCCUGAGGAAAUUAACACAUCCUUCCGCAUGCAUCAGCUCAGCUCAAACUUUUCAUGCUGACACACUGAUCAAGUACUGAAGAAUUCAACAUGCAUUACGAGGACAUUUUGAAUCAUAUCGGGCCUUUUGGCAAGUACCAGAAACUGCUGGUGUUUGCCUUGUUUUUGGUUUUUAUUCCACCUCCCUUUCACUUCAUAGGGCAGGUGUUCCUGGCUGCUAACACCGAUCACUGGUGUGCAGUACCAGCCAGCCAGAUGAUCAACUGCAGCCAACUCCAGCUGGCUGAGUGUCAGGAAGAGCAGAAGAGCUACAGUAUUCCCUAUGAGAUUGAUGAUGAUAAAAACAAAGUCUACUCCUCGUGUGAGCGGUAUGUCAUGAAUGAUGAAGACGUUGGUAGAAACAUGAGUUUUAAUUCAACGGACGUCAUCUCCUGCGAUGCUGGCUGGAAAUUUGAUCACUCGAGCUACAAGUCCACCAUCAACGAAGAUUUCAGCUUGGUCUGUGACAGACAGGAUCUACCUGCCUAUGCCCAGUCAGUUUGGUUUGCAGGAUUGCUGGUUGGUUCCUUAGUGUGGGGUUCUGUGGGUGACUGGAUUGGUAGGAGAAGGACCUUUAUUUUAACUGUCAUUCUUGUCACAAUUUCAUCGACUGUUACAUCUUUUGUGCCCAACUUUACUGCCUACGCUGCCAUGCGCUUCGUUACAGCAGCCUGUGCUUAUGGUGGAAGUCUCAUGAUAUAUGUCUUAGCUUCUGAAAUAGUUGGUCGUAAAAAUCGUGUAGGUACAACAACUGUGCUUUUUUCUGCCUUUUCUGUGGGUUACAUGAUUCUGUCCCUUUUGGCAUAUCUUCUGAGAGAAUGGCGCCACCUACAGUUAGCUAUAUCACUCCCCUUCGUCCUGACUUUACUUGCGAUCAUUGUGUUCCCUGAAUCUCCUCGCUGGCUAAUAACAAAAGGCAGAUACAAAGAAGCUACCAAAAUCAUUGAAAAGAUGGCUAAAGUGAAUGGUACCGAGGCUCCAGAAGACUUACUGGACAAACUGAGUGAAGACAGCAAAGAAGACAAGAAGCAGCCUUCUCGCAUCCCUGUCACCCAACUUGAUCUGAUCCGCACUCCCAACCUCCGCAAGAAAACUCUCAUCCUUUGGGUUGACUGGUUUGUUGUCAACAUGGUGUAUUAUGGACUAUCUCUGAGUACCUCUGCCUUGGGGCUAGAUGAUUACCUUGCUGCCUUUGUCUCUGGUGCCAUAGAGAUACCCAGCUAUCUUUUCUGUUGGUAUAUGAUGGACCGUUUUGGCAGACGCAUAACCCUAGUUGGUUUCUACAUCUUUGGUGGAGUGUUUUCCCUCAUUACAAUCUUCAUUCCUCUUGGAGCUGCCAGAGCUGCAGUAGCCAUGGUGGGCAAAUUCGCAAUCAGUGCAGCCUUCGUUCACAUCUACAUCUACACUCUUGAAAUCUAUCCAACAAUCAUCCGGAGCGUCGGCAUGGGUACAUCUUCCAUGGUGGCUCGUGUUAGUGGCAUCCUCUCUCCUAUCAUCUUGAUCCUCGGCAAGUACUGGGAACCACUGCCUCUCUGUGUCUUUGGAGGAAGCGCCAUCAUUGCUGGAGUCCUGUCUCUGAUGCUCCCAGAGACCAUGGGAUACAGUCUGCCUGAUACCAUUCAGGAUGGAGAGAACUUCGGCAAGGGAAGAAGCUUCCAGCUUUGCGUUGAGGGCAAUGAUGAUGGAGAGAAUGACAGUCCCGCUCAAGCUCCUAAAGACUACCUGCCUCUAUCUACAAUGGAUCAAACUGUCAAGCAGCCUGUGGAUGUCUGAAUGAUUUAAAUUGUGGAAUUCAAUAAUUUUUUUGUGCUUGCUUCAUAUUGUCGGGUGCGUGGAAGAAGGUCUUUAGGGCGAACAAUGGAUCAAAGGUUAAAUUCAGAUUUUUUGGGUUAUGGAUAGAGCAUGGAAAUAUCUUCAUAUGAUAUACGUUUUGUCUCAAAGGGCUACAUCAUACUGACUUAAUUAACAAUAAACAAAAGUCGUAAGGAGGUUUUUCAUUAUUUGUUCCCCGGCAAAAGGUCGGUAGCGUGUAAUUCUAAUGUCACAAAAUAUGUUCCAAGUGCAAAGCCAAGUUUGUUCUCAGCAAAAGGUCAUUGUGAUUUAACAUGCCGCUUAAGAACAUGUUUAAGGCAGAUGAAGUUCCCGGAAAAGGUCGUAAGCAAUAAAAUUGAAUUAACUUCAAAAUGACGUAAUAUUUUGAAAGAAAUAUGCACAAUAUUAUUGUAAUUAUAAACUACUUUCAUGCGUCCAAACUUCAGCCUUAUGUGAUUUUUAAUUUAGAAAUGGGAGCGCAAAACCUUUCAACUUGAUUAUCUCCACAAGUGCUUUUUGCGUGCCUGAGCUACUUACGACCUUUUCCUUGGCACACGACAAUAUAUGGUUUGUUUCAGUAUUUUAAAUAUUUUUAAAAAUUAUAUUGGAUCAUUUUAAAAUAGAUAACAGUUUAGUUUCCAGUUUCUGUAGCUUGCUUAUUCUUCUUUUAAUUCCAAACAAACAUUAUAUUGCAAGGGAGAUAUACGACCGAUAUUGUGCUGGUUAUUUUCCAACAAAAACAGGUUGAUUUAAAAAUUGUAGUCUAGUUGUUUCCACUUUCAGUAAAAAAAAUAAGCAUACAGUAAAAAUGUUCCAGUUUAAUUUCUUAGUUGAGAUCAUUAUGUAUCAAUUUAUAACUUAGUAGCCGAAACCAAACGUAAUAAUAUUUAAUCUAAAACAUAUUGGGAAAGCAUUUUAUGGUUAAUAUAUAUUUUUUUAGAGUUGCGUAGCCUAUGCUCUUGAACAAAAUCCAUUUAUUUCUCUUAAUCAAUUUACAACUUGUAUGUUUUGAUCCAACAAAAAGAAUCCUCAUUUUUUCGGUUUUUGGAGGUCUGCAACCUUCUGAAUAAAAAAUGGUUUAUUUUUAGGCACGAAUAGAUCAGCUUUGCGAGCAGACUGGCUCCUGGUCCUUAAUAAUUAAUCCAAAACAUAUUGGGAGAGCAUGUUAUGGUCAAUAUUCUUUGAGAGUUGCGUACCCCAUGCUCUUCAAUUUUCAACUUGUGUGUUUUAAUCCAAGAACAAAACAAACACCUAUCUUUUUCCUUUUUGGUUGUCUGCAACCUUCGGGAAAAAAUGUUUAUUUUGGGCACAAACAGAUCAGCUUGGCGUGCAGACUGGCUCCUGGUCCGUACAUUAUUGAUACUGAUUGUGGGGUAGGACCAGCCCACCGAGCAAGAUCAGAAUUAUUGUCUGGCAGCUAAUAACUCAAAAUUUGAAAAGUAAUAAUUCAAUAAACAAACAUGGGCCAAUUUGUUCAGUUGAUGCCUCAUUCAAAAGUGAAUUAGAAAAUUAAAAAUUUGGAAAAGAAAUGUAUUUUUCAGGAUAAAAUUCCAAAAUAGCAUGGGUAAAGCAAUUUAAACUACAUAUCAUAUGUGCAGGUAUAUUAUUUGGGACACACAAACGUUUGUGGAAAAGCUAAUUUUUUAUUUUCUUUUUUGGUUAAUGUGAACCUGACAGUUGUG